UAAAAGUCCAAUUUUAAAAAUAAGUUUAACAGAUUCAACUUAUGGCUUGGCACUUUAACAGUCGAGUGUUCUUAUUGUGCGAUCUUUUGAAUUGCUAGGACAUGGUGUUAGUGUUGAUUGUUGCGCUGUGCGCCCUGUACCUCCUGCUUCGCACGUGGCUGUAUGUCCUGUGGAGUCGUGGAGUGGGAGAACUUCCCAAAGGGCCCUGGCCAGUUCCCUUUCUCGGUGACGGCUUGAAGAUCGACGGUGCAGCACCAUUCCGCACGAUGGAAAAAUGGGUUAAAGAAUAUGGCAAAGUGUACACCUUGUUAUUUGGCCACAAGCUUAUUCUGGUCAUAGCGGAUAUAAAUGUAUUGAAGAAAGCUUUUCGCGACGAUAAGUUUGCUGGGAGACCACGUGAUACCUGGGCGCUGGUUUGGGACGCUACCAAGCUGCCUUUAGGGCUUGCGGAGUCCGAGGGAUCGGUAUGGAAGGAGCAUCGACGUUUCUCGUUGCAUGCUUUACGUGAUUUUGGUUUUGGCAAAGAAAGUGGCGAGUUGUACAUACGACAGGAGACCACAAAAAUGUUGAAAAUUCUCGAAUCAAGCAAUGGGCAGCCUAUGGAUAACAGUCUACUUUUUGCAACCGCUGCAUCCAAUGUAGCAGCCUACAUGAUGUUCAGCGACACUUUCAACUCGGAAGAUCCGCGCUUCAUCCAUUAUCUGCAAGAUGUGGCACGUAAUUUCCGAGAAAUGCCCAACGCGGGAAUUUUGGAGAUCUUUCCAUCGUUGAAAUUCGUGCCGCCGUUUUCCUUUACAAUUUCCAAAUUUCAAGCUCGUGUCAAGCAGCAAGUCACAGUAUUACAAGAUCUUGUUGAGGAACAUAAAAAAUCUUUCGAUCCGGACCAUCUUCGCGAUUAUAUUGACGCUUUUCUCGCUCUACAACAGAAAAAUUCACCGACAUUCACGGAUGGUCAGUUGAUUGCUGAUUUGACAGAUCUUUUUGCCGCUUCUAUCGAGACAACCGCUACAUAUCUACGUUGGGCGAUUCUGUUUGUCAUUGCGUAUCCUGGAGUUCAACGGAAAAUUCAAGCGGAAAUUGAUGAUGCUGUCGGACGUUCCAAACAGAUUGUGUACGCUGAUCGCACUCGUCUCCCGUUUACGGAAGCCACUCUUCUCGAAGUAUUUCGCUUUUCUAAUUUCGGGCCGUUCCUGUUACCACACAGAGCGUUAGAAGAUGCACAAUUUGAAGGCUAUGAAAUUCCUAAAGGAACAACCGUGUUGGGACUUGUGUGGGCAAUUAACCGUGACCCCGAUUUAUGGGGAAAUCCGAGUGAAUUCCAGCCUGAAAGAUUUCUUGAUGAUUCUGGCCAAAUCGAUCAGCAAGCAACCGGAAAUGUUCUUGCAUUUUCUGUUGGAAAAAGAUCUUGUCCUGGUGAGCCCUUAGCCAAAAUGGAUUUGCUGAUCUUUUUCGCCUCGCUUCUGCAACAUUUCACAAUCCGAAAUGAAACGGACGAAGUGCCUUCGCUGGAACCAGUUAAUGGUUUAGUGUUGACGCCUCCACCAUAUCAGAUGAGAGUAUUCCUCCGGAAGUAAGGACAGGAAAACACCGUUUGUGAAACUUGGUACUUUAGCCAUCCCAGGUCUUUUCGCUGAUCUGUAUUAUAAUGCAGCUAACGCAAUGUUUUUGUGACCAAAUGGACAUUCGAGCAAUGUAGUGACUGCUCUAUGACCAAAUCGUACAGACUUAACCGAAUGUUUAAUUAUUUAAUAGCGCUCUCAAAAGCAGUGUUUCACGUACGUUCCCUGUGUAUGUUCGCACGAAAGUUUUCGUUGUACCUGAAAUGUGAUAAUCUCUUGCCGGUGCUAAAUUGUAUUAAAGGUUGAGGGUUAUGAUAGUGAUAAGAGCACAUAAUUUAGGGCUUACUUAGGUUAAUGGUUUCU
Paramacrobiotus metropolitanus is the source of this 1922-nucleotide messenger RNA. Its product is annotated as cytochrome P450 2J5-like. The record is from RefSeq and is a predicted model, not a curated record. The transcript is spliced from 9 exons. Gene Ontology annotation, molecular function: oxidoreductase activity, acting on paired donors, with incorporation or reduction of molecular oxygen, reduced flavin or flavoprotein as one donor, and incorporation of one atom of oxygen; iron ion binding; heme binding. Gene Ontology annotation, biological process: xenobiotic metabolic process. NCBI's taxonomy places the organism in Eukaryota, Metazoa, Tardigrada, Eutardigrada, Parachela, Macrobiotidae. The coding region runs from base 102 to 1574 and encodes 490 amino acids. Gene Ontology annotation, cellular component: intracellular membrane-bounded organelle; cytoplasm.